GCACCUGUUUCCACUUGGCCCUCACUGGCCGGAGCUAGACAUACCUCAGUGAAGAGUAGAGAAUCUAGAGAUAUGGUUCGUGAAAGUCUUCUGUCAAAUUUAUCUCUUCCCGUCCCUCUCAGCUCCACACGCUCAAGAGCACAAGCAAGCACAGUGCACACUGACACUCCAUAGCCCCCCACCUUGCACCGCACCUGCCACAUUCAUCCCUGCCAAAGCGCGUCCAGGCAACAAAGCAGCCAUGGUCUUCGAUGCAGUAAGUCGCUUUCCAUCUACAUCCAUCCCAUACUCACUCCACAAGGCCGCCCCAAUCUCCAAGCGCAAAGGAAGACCGAGCCAAACAUACUCCCUCGAAUCAGCCAUGGCUGAAGAAGCGCGCGAAGUCGAAGCACUCAUCAAUGCGCGUGAUGAGCGAGAACGACAAGCUGCGCUAGCAUCCGCCAAUGUAGCGCGCGAUCUAGCGCCUGAGAAUUAUGAUUUUUCUGUUGGUGGGAGUACGAGUGGGUCGAGCUCACAUCGAUUGAGUGCUGGAUCGAGUUCACAACGCAUGUUUAUGAGUCGAAAGGGAUCGCAUAAUGAUCGUACCUCUCGACCUAGUUUCUCAAGUUCACAGGGGAGAGCCGUGUCGCCCAGUGGCUUAUCAACUCGCAGUUCACGCAAGUCUGCAUCACCGACGCGUGCAGCGGAUCCAUUACACAUGAAGGGGAUGCAUAGGAAACUAACAGACUCUGCAAUGGCAUCGUCAGGUGGUUUACUUGCAACCCUAGCUCCAUCUGCCAAGAUGAGGGAGAAUCAGGAGAAGGAGCGUGUGGAAAAGGAUCAUGACCCAGAGGCUGCGAUUGAAUCGGAUUCAUCAGAUGAACAAAGUGAUGAUGACGAUGAAGAAGACAAGAACAAUACCGUCAAGUCCAGCUUUGUACCACAUCGGCCACCCAUGUCGCUCGCUGCAGCUGCAGAGAAUGAACGACUCGAUAUUAUUCGAGAUCACACACACAACACCCUCUCAAGACAAAACUUUGGCGGCAGUGUACCCACCAUUGUCAAGGACAAUUCACUGGCUGCAACUAGGAAGAAGCAGAUCCGACCUAACACCUCCUUCACAGACGAUUCACGCGCUGUCAGUGUACAAAAUUCAGACGAAGAUGCGGAAGAAGUCGCAUCAGGGAAUCGAGACUUGACGAUCCUUGAGUCUCGCAGGCAGGAAGCUGAAGGGAGAUUAUUUUGUACGCUGCAAAGAGGGGAUUACGAGGCUUGCUAUCAGAAAGCGAAACGCACACGACAGUAUUUGAUCGCGGUGGACUUGUCACCACAGGCAAAGUAUGCAAUUGAAUGGGCCAUUGGAACUGUUGUGCGAGACGGUGAUACGGUGCGCAUCGUACAUGUACUUGACGUGGAAGAAAAAGAAGACCGCCGCACCGAGGCGCAACAUGCCGAAACGCGCGGUGCGUCAAUGGAUGAUAUUAUGGUGGAUCUUAAGCGUUUCCUUAUGCGGACAAAACUCGAAGUGCGCUGUGAAGUGGAGGUGAUUCAUCAUGCAGCACCAAAACACCUCAUCACUGAAAUCAUCGACACAAUGGAUCCAACCUUGGUGGUCAUUGGUUCAAGAGGACUUGGCAACAUGACGGGAAUUUUGCUCGGCUCCUUUUCUAACUACAUCAUCAACAAGUCCAGUGCGCCUGUCAUGGUGGCCAGGAAACGACUGCGGCGUGGUGGCUCCAAGAAGCGGCAAAUUGUACUCCCAACAACAGUCAGAAUGGUCAAUAAUCGCUUCGAGACGGCGGUGGUGGAUUGAAAAAACAGGUACUACUGCAUUUCAUUGUAGAAAGAUUGAAUUUGACUGGCUUGCUAUGAGUAUUCUUCUCUGCGCUGACGUUGUGA
This is a messenger RNA of Protomyces lactucae-debilis, 1878 nucleotides long. RefSeq lists its product as uncharacterized. Bases 242 to 1792 code for a protein of 516 amino acids. The transcript has a single exon. NCBI's taxonomy places the organism in Eukaryota, Fungi, Ascomycota, Taphrinomycetes, Taphrinales, Protomycetaceae. The record is from RefSeq and is a predicted model, not a curated record.